Aethina tumida (small hive beetle) is the source of this 3258-nucleotide messenger RNA. It is a transcript of the gene Atg1, whose product is annotated as serine/threonine-protein kinase ULK2. The transcript has 18 exons. Gene Ontology annotation, molecular function: ATP binding; protein serine/threonine kinase activity. NCBI's taxonomy places the organism in Eukaryota, Metazoa, Arthropoda, Insecta, Coleoptera, Nitidulidae. Gene Ontology annotation, cellular component: autophagosome; cytoplasm. Gene Ontology annotation, biological process: peptidyl-serine phosphorylation; positive regulation of autophagy; axon extension. The record is from RefSeq and is a predicted model, not a curated record. The coding region runs from base 253 to 2613 and encodes 786 amino acids.
UAUUCUUUGACAGAAUUUACGUAGAUUAUAAACGAAAAUGUGGAAAAUCUCCAGAAAUUAAAUCAUCCAGAGCAUCUGUCUCGUUCUUAGCAUAAACUAGGUGUUGUGUGCGUUAAUCAGUAAUCGCAAACAUGUAGAAUAUAAACGAUUCAUUGUGAAACUGCUCGGAAAUAGUGCUGUGUGCUAAGUUAAUUAGUAGUGCGGAUUACUCCUUAAUAUAUAAAUACGACUACGCGACAAAUUAAUAUAAACAUGGAGAGCAUAGGCGAUUACGAAUACAGCACAAAGGACCUGAUAGGACACGGGGCUUUCGCUGUCGUCUUCAAAGGCAGACAUAAAAAGAAUCCGAAUUUGACGGUGGCGAUAAAGAGCAUCACAAAGAAGAGCCUCGCUAAAUCGCAAAACCUACUCGGAAAGGAGAUUAAAAUAUUAAAGGACUUAACCGAGUUACAUCAUGAAAAUGUUGUUGCAUUAUUGGAUUGCAAGGAAUGUAAGAACAAUGUAUACCUUGUUAUGGAGUAUUGCAAUGGUGGCGAUUUGGCCGAUUACUUAGGAGCGAAAGGGACACUUAGUGAGGAUACAAUACGCUUAUUUUUAGUGCAAUUAGCUGGUGCUAUGAAAGCGUUGUACGCAAUGGGAGUCGUACAUCGUGAUCUUAAGCCGCAAAAUAUUUUAUUAUCGCACAGCGGGGCUAAACUGUAUCCGCAACCGUCCGAAAUCAAAUUAAAAAUAGCGGAUUUUGGAUUCGCCAGAUUUCUGCAGGACGGGGUCAUGGCGGCGACCCUCUGUGGUAGUCCAAUGUACAUGGCGCCCGAAGUGAUAAUGUCUCUUCAAUACGACGCCAAAGCUGACCUGUGGAGCUUGGGCACCAUCGUUUUUCAAUGCCUGGUAGGCAAGGCGCCGUUCCAGGCGAACACGCCUCAGCAACUCAAGCAGUUCUACGAAAAGAACGCCAACCUAGCACCAAAGAUUCCCCCGCAGACUAGUCCGGAGCUGACCGAUCUCCUGCAAGGUUUGCUGAAACGCAACGCGAAGGAGCGUAUGAAUUUUGAGUCGUUCUUCAAUCACAAGUUCCUGCAAAGACCCGAGCCACCUGUACAAAGUCCACUUCAAGCAGAUAUACCAUUUUCAAAUAUUAUUGGCACAAGCAAGGUGCCUUCGAGGUCGCCUCCUCCAGUUGCUAAAUUGAGCACACCUCCAAUCUCUCAACCGGAAUCACCACGAUCUACAAGAAACGCACUGAGUUCCUCAAACGAGGACGAUGAUUAUGUUAUAGUUCCACAAAACAUCCAAACAUCAGACAACAUCGUCGAGAGUGUUGAAAAGGAGAAACCCAGUACUCUAAAUUUACCAGCUAAGGCGAUACCGUCUCCAUCUGUGCCUGUCGUGAGUCCCACAAGACCGAGCACGCUGCCUAUCUCCGAACCUAUUCCGGUUCCGAGACGGCCUCAUUACCAAAGAACCUAUAGUCAAUCCGAGAAGAAAGAAGAACCCUCUUCUCCCACCACAGGUGCAAGUAGUAGCGUGCCGCGAUCCCAACCCAUCACCAUGAAGAGGCUCGAGAAGAAAGUGAGCGAUAUUGACAUCAGUUCAUUGUCUCCCCCUUCAGUGCAAUUUGUGAUUGGCACACCGCCCGGCGGCAGAAGAAGGUCAACUUCGAGCAGCCUGUGCGAAACCCCGCCGCCCCCUAACAUAUGGACGGUUUCGCCCACGGCCGCUCGAAACAUGCCAAUGAACUCUCCAUUGCGCAGAUCGGGUACAUCUCCACCGAUUCUGAGCGGUCCCCUGGCCAGAGUGCCGAUCUUGAGCAGUCCGAAUCUCAGCGACAACAAUAAUUUGGGUAAGUCGCCGGUGGUUCCGUUCUGCACCAGGGCCGUUACUCUGCCGGAGAUUUCGGAGAUGGGCAACUACCACAAUUUCUUCAACGAUACCGCCUCCAAUCACGAGAACCAUCCGAUUACAUUCUUGGCACCUGAACUCAACGAAGAAACACUUUUGGAGAAGGAGCACAACGAAACCUUGGCUAAAGUCAACUUCGUGUUGGCGCUGAGCAACUGCAUUCUGGAGUUGGCGCAGCAGAGGGCCACACCGAUCGCCGCGUUAAUCGAUCCCACCCAGCAGAAUCAUCCGCAGAGUGAGAUGGGAAGGCGCGCCGAACAGUUGGUCCUUUUGGUGCGGGCAAUGCAAUUGCUCAGCAGCGGACUAGAUCUAGCUUGCAAACAACUAAAGUCCGGCCAGUUGAGGCCCAGCAGCUCCGUCAAGAAUGUGAUUUCUACAAUGAACACCAAAUUUAGAUCCACGCUUCAUGAAUGCAAGCAACUGAACAGCACCGGCUUGCUGAACAAGCUCGGAUCUACGAAUAUAACAGCAGAGAAAAUACUUUACAAUCACGCGAUACAAAUGUGUCAGUCGGCAGCUUUAGACGAACUGUUUGGUAAUCCUGAAGAAUGCUUUUCUCGAUACCAAACAGCUCAAAUCCUACUUCACAGUUUGUCACAACAGGUGCAUAAUCAACAAGAUAGAAUGCUAUUGACUAAAUAUAAAGACGCUGUAGAAAAACGCUUAUUUGUACUGCAACAACAAGGAUUCAUUUAUGCAACCGAUCUCUCUUAAAAUAUACGACAUAAUUGCCAUUUCUUUGAUCACGUAUUUAUAUAUGUCUACAAUUUGAAAUUAUAUUAUCAACUACUAAUUUUCGUAUUAGGUUUAAUUUACUAGAAAACAGUAGUUUAUAUUUUAUCUGGUGAUCUUUAGGUACAAUAAUCAAUUAUUUUUAGGUAAUCUUUUCGUUGGUUUAUUUUUUAUCGUAGAUUACUAUUAGAAAAUAUAUAAUUAGUGUAUGUAAUAUAUUUACAUAUGGGGGUUCUUAUCUCAAAUAUAUCGCAUUAUGGUUUCAAUAGUUUACACCUAUUUAAUAAUAAUUUUAAAUAUUUAUUGUUAGGUUCUAUUAGUUCUUGAAUGACAGGACUGUAAUAUUCUAAAUUGUGACUGUAUUAUGCAAAUUGAUUGUCAUGGGAACCCUAUAAAUCAUUACUAAGAUGUUCUGAUUAUUUUUGGAUAUGUGUACUUUGCAGAUGUAUAUAGAGUACGACUGUUUUGGUAUAGUUUGAAUUUCUUCCAUUGCAGGGUGAUGAUUUGUGUUUGUGUACGAGAUUGUAUCAUGUAAAGUGUAACCAUAUUAUAAUUGUAUUUACAAUUAUACGAUUAUUUCUGUUGGAUCUGUCAAACUUGAUUAAAUAAAUAAAUAAUAUAUAACUA